CAGGCCGGGCGGCCCGGGAUCCCUUGCGCAGUGUGGAGGUCGUUGGAGUCACUUGCUUGCCACCAGCUCCUGCACCAUCCGGUCCGCAUCCCGCCCGCCCCAGCCAUGCUCUCCGCCCUUGCCCGGCCUGCGAGCGCCGCUCUCCGACGCAGCUUCAGCACCUCAGCCCAGAGUAAUGCUAAAGUAGCCAUGCUAGGGGCUUCUGGAGGAAUUGGGCAGCCUCUUUCGCUUCUCCUGAAGAACAGCCCCUUAGUGAGCCGACUGACCCUCUACGAUAUUGCUCAUACGCCCGGGGUGGCUGCGGACCUGAGCCACAUUGAAACCAGAGCGAAUGUGAAAGGCUACCUUGGGCCCGAACAACUACCAGACUGCCUAAAAGGUUGCGAUGUGGUGGUUAUUCCAGCUGGAGUCCCCAGAAAACCAGGCAUGACGCGAGAUGACCUGUUCAACACCAAUGCCACAAUUGUGGCCACCCUGGCUGCAGCCUGUGCCCAGCACUGUCCUGAAGCCAUGAUCUGCGUCAUCGCCAACCCGGUUAACUCCACCAUUCCGAUCACAUCGGAAGUUUUCAAGAAACAUGGAGUAUACAACCCCAGUAAAAUCUUCGGUGUGACCACCCUGGACAUCGUCAGAGCCAACACUUUUGUUGCUGAACUGAAGAAUUUGGAUCCAGCUCGAGUCAAUGUUCCUGUAAUCGGCGGCCACGCUGGAAAGACCAUCAUCCCCCUGAUCUCUCAGUGCACGCCCAAGGUGGACUUUCCCCAGGACCAGCUGACAACGCUCACUGGACGCAUCCAGGAGGCAGGCACGGAGGUGGUCAAGGCUAAAGCCGGAGCAGGCUCUGCCACUCUGUCCAUGGCAUAUGCCGGUGCCCGGUUUGUCUUCUCCCUUGUGGACGCAAUGAAUGGGAAGGAAGGAGUUGUCGAGUGUUCCUUUGUUAAGUCACAGGAGACGGACUGUACCUAUUUCUCCACACCGUUACUGCUAGGGAAAAAGGGCAUCGAGAAGAAUCUCGGCAUCGGCAAAGUCUCCUCUUUCGAAGAGAAGAUGAUAGCCGAGGCCAUUCCUGAGCUGAAAGCCUCAAUCAAGAAAGGAGAAGACUUUGUGAAGAAUAUGAAAUGAGAGAGCUAUUAAUGAGCAACCAGUUUCCUUAAUUUAUUAAGGCAUCAUGUCACUGUAAAGCCAUUUCAGAUACCUUUGUAUUUUCAUUUGCUUUGAUGACAAUUACUGUAUUAACAUCGUCAUCCCUUCCAAAGCUGAGUUGGUCUACUGGUGCGUCAAUAAAAGUGAUCUGAUUUUCUUUUUCAA
Tupaia belangeri chinensis (Chinese tree shrew) is the source of this 1308-nucleotide messenger RNA. It is a transcript of the gene MDH2, whose product is annotated as malate dehydrogenase 2. The transcript has 9 exons. The coding region runs from base 106 to 1122 and encodes 338 amino acids. The record is from RefSeq and is a predicted model, not a curated record. Gene Ontology annotation, molecular function: L-malate dehydrogenase (NAD+) activity. Gene Ontology annotation, biological process: malate metabolic process; tricarboxylic acid cycle. Gene Ontology annotation, cellular component: mitochondrion; cytoplasm. Lineage: Eukaryota; Metazoa; Chordata; Mammalia; Scandentia; Tupaiidae.